UGUUUGUCAGUGAAAGUGUAACACAUGUGUUUUACGCAUUUAUAAUAUUGAAUAAAUAAUGUUACACAAUUAAAUUACAACGUCAAGGUUGAAUGAAAGUGAUUUAGGUUACACAUUUUGACCCUACGUUUACGUACCUACAUGUUUUCUACAAAAUAAUUAUUUUCUAGUCGCCAAAGCUAGACUUUAUACUUUGUCGCAACGGUCUGGCAACGUCGCUCGCGUCAACGUUGACUCUUGCCGAAGGUUUACGAAGUUCGGCCGAACUCCGCGGGUGAGCGAACAAUGGCGCCGAGCGGAGCGGGGCGGGGCGGGCCUGACGCGACGGCACGCUGACGCUAGCGUAGCGCCAGCGCCAACAGUUUGCUUGUGCAUACAGCUCGAGGAACCCGCACUGCUACCGGACAUUUUAUUUUAUAAUUCUGACAAAAUUAAUAUUAAGAAUAGCAGUUAAUCAUGGACGUGGGGAAAUUAAUUGAAUUAGUAAGACAAAACGUAUUCCUUUACGACAUCAGUCAUAGAGACUACAAAAACCCCAGCCUUAAAAAUGCCACGUGGGAAUCAAUUGCAAGCGAAUUGAACGAAUCUUGUGAGGCUUGCAGACAUAAAUGGAAGACAGUAAGAGACAGUUACAUAAAGCACAAGAAACUAUUAAAACGUAGAACUGGCAAGAAACCUAUCGAAUACAUCUGGGCUUCACAUUUAAGUUUCUUAGAAAAACACCAAGUGAACAGAAGAAGUUUUUAUCAAUCGGCAAAUGACAAACCAUAUUCUUCACAAGCAGUAGCAACAACGACAAAAAGUUGUGAGAAACCUCAGAAGCCGGUUCGUGAUGAGUUACAGUUACAGUCGAUGUUGGCGCUCUCACCACCACCCCUAGCGCCAUUGACUACUUCCAAAGACGACAGUACACUCAAAUUCCAAACUUUAACGAAAGUUAGAAACAGCAUAGACACUGCAUCUGCAACUUCAACUAAAAGACUGAACGAAAUAGACGCGACCGACCUCCUCUUCCUCAGUUACUCCAGUACAUUCAAAACGUUCUCAGGCAGACAACAAGCGCUAAUGAAGAUUCAGCUAGCGAAAUUAUUUGCUAACACUGAACUAGAGAAUUUGGAUAAUGCUGAGACUUCCAGAGAUGAGAUGGAAAGAAACUGCUCCCCUGUUAUUGUUAAAACUGAGUGUUAUAGUGAGCAGGAAGACAGUCGGAACAGUCAGUCUGGUACGUCUUCUAAUGAAGAGGAUGAUGAUAACUCGGAUGACAAACCUCUGAAGCGAACACGUCGUGGUUCACAAACGUAGAUUUAGAUUUCAGCCAUGAUCGUCCCACUGCAGGGCAAAGGCCUCCCUACCUUCCUUUCACUCCUUUCUGUUUAAAGCUUUUUGCGGCCAAUCCUUGUCAUAGCUGUUGAGUUCGUCCCGCCAUCUCCUUUUGGGCCUGCCGCGACGUCUGUGGACGUUGAGCGGGCUCCACUCAGUAGUGAGUUUUGCCCACCGCUCAUCCGACAUGCGGCAGACGUGACCAGCCCAGUUCCACUUCAUAAACGUAGCUUUAAUCUUUUUCUUCUCUUCUAAUAAUAUUUUCUGAUUUAUUUCGUUGCGGGAUCCAAGACAGUCUCAUGUCCCAGGGACCGUUUCGGUGUUUCGAUGUUUUCAUCGUUGUUAUCUACUGUAGAUCCUGGCUUACGGGAGUUGCAGCGGUAAAGGCGGUUGUGGCGGGCUUGUCCCAAAAAAAACUAGCUUUAAGUAAUUUGAAUGUUCAAUUUGAAAGCAUUUCGUUGAAACAGUUAGAACUGUGUUAUUGUUGUUAAUUACAUAUGUCAAAAAGACUCAUAAAAGAUUUUAUAAAUAAGACUCAUAGAUCUAUGUUUUAGAAGUUAAAAUUCUUUAUUGUUACAAUAUGUGAUAAUAUUAUAAGAAAUUGUCGACAAUGAUUUUGUAAGAAAAUGUUAAUAAAUAUGAAUAUUAUAAUUUUAUAAUUAA
Messenger RNA from Spodoptera frugiperda (fall armyworm), 1983 nucleotides. RefSeq names its product transcription factor Adf-1. Gene Ontology annotation, biological process: regulation of transcription by RNA polymerase II. The transcript is spliced from 2 exons. Gene Ontology annotation, cellular component: nucleus; transcription regulator complex. Lineage: Eukaryota; Metazoa; Arthropoda; Insecta; Lepidoptera; Noctuidae. The coding region runs from base 457 to 1302 and encodes 281 amino acids. The record is from RefSeq and is a predicted model, not a curated record.